AUGAAGUUCUCUUUCGCUGCUACCGUUGUUGCUGCUCUCGCCGCAGGUGCCGUUGCCUCUGUCUCCGCCGAAGAAGAGUACACGACUGUCGUGGUCACCGAGUAUACCACGUUCUGUCCCGAAGCCACGACCCUGACGGCUGGAUCCGAGACCAUUGCUGUGCCAUCGGCCGGAAUCGUCACCCUCUCAAACGGCCCUUACACCGUCACUCGUCCCCUGAUCACCUCCACCGUCACCCGCUGCACCACCUGCACCUCCCCCACUUCUAUCGCCGUCCCCGCUUCCUCUGUCCCCGUCAUCCCGGGCUCAGGAUCAGCAUCAGGAAGCUCCGCCGCGGCGGUCUCCUCCGCCUCGAGCUCCCUGGUCUCCGCUGCUCCGACCAACGUGGCCGCCACCGGGUCCGCCACUUCGCCUGCGGGCCCGACGUUCACGGGCGCGGCGUCUCGUCUGGCUGUGGGUGCUGGGGCCGGGCUGGCGGGGGUUUUCGGGCUCGUGGCUUAUCUUUUGUAA
Molecule: messenger RNA, 510 nt
Organism: Aspergillus ochraceoroseus IBT 24754
Lineage: Eukaryota; Fungi; Ascomycota; Eurotiomycetes; Eurotiales; Aspergillaceae
Product: putative GPI anchored protein
Exons: 3
Coding region: 1-510 (169 amino acids)
Biological process (GO): fungal-type cell wall organization
Cellular component (GO): fungal-type cell wall
Molecular function (GO): structural constituent of cell wall
Source: RefSeq, a predicted model, not a curated record